CCCAGGCCCUUAAAAUGGCUAUAUAAAGCUGGUGGACAUCAGGAUUCUUAGUAUUUAUAUGUUUGCUUUGUAUGUAUAUGGUAAAUUUGUAGGAUGCGCUAAGCCUCGUGAUUUGUUAGUCUUGAACAUUAGCCCCUUGGCUGACCAUUCUUGUUUUAUCAAAGAAUCAUAUAGAUUCAGGGAUGCGACAUUUCACAUAUUUUACCCUGCCUACGCCUAUAAGGUUCAAUUACUUGUUUAUAAUGAUCUAACACUUUGGGACUCGGAAGAAGAACAAAGCUCCGGCUUUUGUUACGCAAUUGUAAAUUAUAGAUAUAAACACAGACCCUUUUUAUUUUAUCAUGUGUCAAAGACACAAAACUACUGCUCUUUAAAAGGACUUUCAGUCAGAUGUCCAGAUUUGGAAUAUGAACUUAAAGAUCCACAUGAAAGACUAAAAUUGGCAUAUAGUCAAAGCUUAAGUGUUGCAUUAGAUAGAGCAUUGACAGAAAGAAACCAACGUUUUCUAGAUAGUGUAAACGACUCAAUUAGGGAAAGAGUUGAUGCUAUUGAAGAAAGUGUUACAAGAACUGUAAGAAACGAUCCCACGAGGAAUUUUCAAUCGCAACCAAUAAGAGCUCCUCCACUUCGACUAUCGCAUUUAUCAAAUGAAAUUGUCAUAAGAUCCUAGUCAAUAAACUAUCCUUUCA
Molecule: messenger RNA, 689 nt
Organism: Theileria parva strain Muguga
Lineage: Eukaryota; Apicomplexa; Aconoidasida; Piroplasmida; Theileriidae
Exons: 1
Coding region: 59-670 (203 amino acids)
Source: RefSeq, a predicted model, not a curated record